AUGAAAUUUACUCUCGCUAUCUUGUCAACCCUCGCUACCGUUCUCGCUGCUGACUACGACCUUCACCUCUCGUCGGACAAUUCCGACUUGAACAACCAAGGUUUAGGAGGCAUGCACGAGGGUGCUGGUAUCAAUUACAUUGCCGUUCGUGGAAGUCCUCUUCGUGUUUCUUGGGACAGGUACAACAGAACUUUUACUAGUCACAACCAAGGCGAUUUGACAACUACCUUGUCUGUCAACGAAGGUAACUUUUUGCAAGACAGUGUCACGGAACCAGGAGCAUUUGAUCUUAUCAACUAUAACGUUAUCUAUGAUGGAUCAGACACCUUCUACGCUUGUAAGAACGUCAAUGACCCAUACAACUAUUCCAAGGAAACUUAUCUCAUCUUGAGCUCCAACAGUGUUGGAGACUGUGAGGCAGUCAAGAUUGUUGCCGAGGCUGUUGAAUCGUCUUCGUCUUCUGCUCCUUCGUCUGCUCCUUCGGCUUCAGCUUCAUCAGCUCCUUCGUCCUUUUCUUCAGGUCCUUGGUCGAACACAACCACCACCGACAUCACUGUUACAGACUACACCACAUACUGUCCUAACCCGACCACCAUUACCAUUACCACUUGUACCCAGGACAGAUGUGCUCCUCAUCCUAUCACCAUUACUGAGCCAACUACUGUAACUGUUACUGGUGAGUGUGUGGUCCCAUCGACCCAAGCACCACCACCUCAGGAAACCACUCCAUCCACCACUGUUGCUGGUGAAUCUUCUGUUCCUAGUGUUACUUCAGCUGAGAACGGUGUGGGCAAAAACAUUGCCAACUAUGGUGCUGCUGCCGUUGCCAUUGCUGCCGUGUUGAUCUAA
Meyerozyma guilliermondii ATCC 6260 is the source of this 849-nucleotide messenger RNA. RefSeq lists its product as uncharacterized. The record is from RefSeq and is a predicted model, not a curated record. Lineage: Eukaryota; Fungi; Ascomycota; Pichiomycetes; Serinales; Debaryomycetaceae. The transcript has a single exon. The coding region runs from base 1 to 849 and encodes 282 amino acids.